UAAUCUGAUGGAAUAAUCCCUUUUCUGUGUGGACGUCGUUUACCUGAGGAGUUUUGUAUUUCACUUUAAUUUUUGGGUGGUUUUUCUCCCGAUUUCUUGCUAAUAUGUCUUCACCGAACUACAAAGUUGCUGAUAUAAAUCUUGCCGAAUGGGGCAGAAAAGAAAUAAAUUUGGCAGAAAAUGAAAUGCCUGGGUUGAUGAUGAUGAGGAAGAAGUACGGACCUAGCAAACCCUUGAAGGGUGCACGGAUCGCUGGGUGUCUACACAUGACCAUUCAAACUGCCGUACUUAUGGAAACUCUCAUUGAACUAGGAGCUGAGGUACAAUGGUCAUCUUGCAACAUAUUCUCAACUCAAGAUCAUGCUGCAGCCGCAAUGGCCAAGGCUGGAAUCCGGGUGUUUGCUUGGAAGGGUGAAACUGACGAGGAAUAUAUCUGGUGCAUUGAGCAAACACUUGUAUUCGCUGAUGGCAAGCCAUUAAACAUGAUCCUUGAUGAUGGUGGAGAUUUGACCAAACUGGUGCAUGACAACCACCCUGAUUAUCUCAAAGGAAUUGUUGGCAUUUCAGAGGAGACAACAACAGGUGUACACAAUCUUUACAAAAUGUUUAAGGAUGGGUCACUCAAGGUGCCUGCCAUCAAUGUGAAUGAUUCGGUGACCAAGAGCAAGUUUGAUAAUCUCUAUGGUUGCCGAGAGUCAUUAGUGGAUGGUAUCAAGCGUGCAACGGACAUCAUGUUGGCUGGGAAGACCUGUGUUGUUGCAGGAUAUGGUGAUGUUGGCAAGGGAUCUGCCAGUUCACUCAGGGCCUUUGGUGCGAGGGUGUUGAUCACUGAGAUUGAUCCAAUCAAUGCUCUUCAAGCUGCAAUGGAAGGUUACGAGGUGACCACGAUGGAAGAAGCUGCACCAAAAGCUCAUAUUUUUGUUUCUGCCACUGGAUGUCGUGAUAUCAUCACAGAGAAGCAUUUUACCGUGAUGAGAGAAGACGCCAUUGUCUGCAAUAUCGGCCAUUUUGAUAUUGAAAUUGACGUCGCCUGGCUCAAUAAUAAUUGCAAGAAGGAUACAAUCAAACCACAAGUUGAUAGAUACGAACUUCCUGACGGUCGUCACGUAAUCUUGCUUGCCGAAGGUCGUUUGGUUAACCUUGGCUGUGCUAUGGGACAUCCUAGUUUUGUCAUGAGCAAUUCCUUCACCAACCAAGUUCUUGCCCAAAUUGAUCUUUGGACCAACCCAAAGAAGUAUCCAAUUGGCGUUCAUGUUUUGCCUAAGAAGCUUGACGAAGAAGUUGCAUUACAUCAUUUGGGUCAAAUUGAUGUGAAAUUGACCAAGCUCACAGAUAAACAAAGUAAAUAUCUUGCAAUGCCACCAGAUGGACCCUACAAGCCAGACCACUAUCGCUACUGAGGCGUCCGUCUAUCGUUGGUCAGAUACAAUGAAAUCCUACUUAAAAAUAUAGGUAUUUUUUAAUUUGAUUAAAUCAUAUAACACGAUGUGUGAAGUUCAA
Molecule: messenger RNA, 1500 nt
Organism: Dendronephthya gigantea
Lineage: Eukaryota; Metazoa; Cnidaria; Anthozoa; Malacalcyonacea; Nephtheidae
Product: adenosylhomocysteinase-like
Exons: 7
Coding region: 105-1400 (431 amino acids)
Biological process (GO): L-methionine cycle
Cellular component (GO): cytosol
Molecular function (GO): adenosylhomocysteinase activity
Source: RefSeq, a predicted model, not a curated record